GAGGAAUCAUGAUGCCGAGGACUGUCCUGUCCAGGUGCGCGCGCCUGACGCAGCAGGUGCCGCUGGAAAGCGCGCUCUCCGGCAAACAAAGUGUUCAGCGUGGGAUGUCGUCUCUCAGCGUCCCUCCACCGGCCUGCAUGCUCCGGCCGCUCGAGGCUCCGUUGCGGUACUUGUUUGGACCAGGACCAUCCAAUGUGCCGCCUCGUGUUUUGGCGGCAGGAGGGAGACCUAUAAUAGGUCACAUGCACUCGGAAAUGUUCGGGAUUAUGAAUGAGAUCAAGCAGGGAAUUCAGUAUGCUUUUCAGACCAAUAACAGCAUGACUCUGGCCAUGAGUGGCUCUGGCCACACAGCAAUGGAGUGUGCAGUGUUCAACAUCGUGGAGCCCGGAGAAAGCGUUUUGGUUGCAGUUAAUGGAAUCUGGGGGGAACGAGUCGCAGAAAUUGCAGAGCGCAUGGGUGCAAAGGUUCACACAUUGGCAAAAGCACCAGGAGGACAUUUCACAAAUGCAGAAAUUGAACAGGCUCUGGCCAAACAUAAGCCAGUUCUCUUCUUUCUCACACAUGGAGAGUCAUCAGCUGGUUUGGUGCACCCAAUGGACGGAAUUGGAGAUGUGUGUCGCAAACACAACUGUUUGCUUUUAGUGGAUUCAGUGGCAUCAUUGGGAGCUGCUCCACUUUUAAUGGACCAACAAAAAAUCGAUAUCCUGUACACUGGAUCCCAAAAGGCCUUGAAUGCUCCACCCGGCACAGCGCCGAUUUCAUUCAAUGAAAGAGCAUGCCAGAAGAUGUUUAACAGGAAAACAAAACCAGUGUCCUACCUCCUUGAUAUGAACUAUUUGUCCAAUUACUGGGGUAAUGAUGGCAAACCAGACAGAAUAUACCAUCACACAGGACCUGUGUCUGGUUUCUUUGCCCUGAGGGAAAGUCUAGCCAUCCUUGCUGAAACGGGUCUUGAGAACUCAUGGAGGCAUCACACAGAGGUCGCACAGCAUCUCUGGAAGGGCUUGGAAGAUCUGGGAUUGAAGCUGUUUAUUAAGGACAAGGAUCUGAGAUUGCCCUCAGUCACCACCAUUGCCAUUCCUGAGGGGUAUAACUGGAAGGAACUGCUGGCUUACAUAAUGAAGCAUCACCAGAUCGAGUUUACAGGAGGACUCGGGCCCUCCGUUGGCAUGGUAUUGCGGAUUGGGCUCAUGGGAUACAACUGCAAAAAGACCAAUGCUGAUAAGGCUCUUGCAGCUCUUGAAGACGGUUUAAAGCAGUGUCGAAAAAGCAAAGCCUAAAGACCUGCAAUUUUUGCUGUAUUUUGUGAUGCUUGUAGUAUAAAAAUGGCCUGCUGAUGUAAAUGAAGAGCUAUUAUAUUUAAUGUGUUCAUAACAGUUGCUGUAAUGGAGCCUAUGUUGAUUAGAAAUUGUACAUUAUGACUCCAUUUUAAUCAAAACCAAGCUAUUUUGAAUGGUGCUUCUCAUUGUCCUUUGUAACAUUACAAGCAUCUCUCCAGCACUUGAAUGACCCUCCGAAAAAAAAAAAAAGAAUUUAUUGAGAAAUAAAUCAUGAAUAUAAAUUGAA
This is a messenger RNA of Danio rerio (zebrafish), 1566 nucleotides long. RefSeq names its product alanine--glyoxylate aminotransferase b (gene agxtb). The record is from RefSeq and is marked provisional. NCBI's taxonomy places the organism in Eukaryota, Metazoa, Chordata, Actinopteri, Cypriniformes, Danionidae. Gene Ontology annotation, molecular function: L-alanine:glyoxylate transaminase activity; L-serine:pyruvate transaminase activity.